AUAGGCCAAUAAUAGACCAGGUUUAAUGAGAAGAUGCUGGCCAAAGCAGGCGAUUUGGUGGAUUUGAGACAAAUCUUAACAACCCACACAUUUAGAAUUAAAAUAGCCGCCUCGCAUGAUCAUGUCUUUGGCACGGUAGGACUAGACUAGAGCAGAGUUCAACCGGUCUGGCCCAUUCAUUUGGGACUCCUCCUUCGAUAUCGAUCCGCUCUGCCUCCUUACCCCCUCCUCACAGCGCCUGCUCUGAGCUCUGCACAGCCGCAAUCCACAGCGCUCAGUGAUGCUCCGCUAAAGGCACUGCCUUUUCAGUCGUACUGGCUGCGAGGCUGAGGAUCCCGCUCAGCAUCCCCAUCCUCUCCAGGCUGUGCCCCUGUACGCCGGCGCAGCGCUACACACAUCCACACCAUGGAUAUACCAAGCAGCCAUUCUUCCAUCUAAACCGAAGGCCCACCUCGCUGUCAAGACGGGGAGCACAAUGAGUGAAGAGUCACCAGUCUCCCCCAGUUGGCUGGGCCAGGACCCAACCACAUGGGCCAGUGGAGGUGGAGGCCCACUGGACAACAGCACAGGUCUGGGCAUAUUCCCUCAGGAGGACAUCUACCCCCCCAGCCAGCUGCCUCUGCUGGUCAACCCCUGGGACAUUGUGCUGUGCUCCUCUGGGACCCUGAUUGCCUGUGAGAAUGCGUUGGUGGUGUUGGUCAUAUGGCAAAAUCCGGCACUGCGGGCACCUAUGUUCCUACUGAUUGGCAGCCUGGCAUUGGCUGACCUUUUGGCUGGCCUGGGACUGGUGCUUCACUUUACAUGUGCCUAUUUGCUCCGCUCUGACUCAGCCCAGCUACUCACCGUGGGGCUGGUGGUGGCCUCCUUCUCUGCAUCAGUUUUCAGCCUGUUGGCCAUCACUAUUGACCGCUACCUGUCCCUGUACUAUGCCCUGACCUACAAUUCCGAGCGGACUGCUGCGUUUACCUACACCAUGCUGGUGCUGCUGUGGGGCCUGUCCUUGUGUCUGGGGCUGUUGCCGGUCACAGGGGUCAACUGUCUGGCAGAGGAGGCCUCCUGCAGCGUGGUGCGCCCACUCACCAAGAACAACAUCGCUGUGCUGUCUGUGUCCUUCCUGCUUCUGUUUGGCCUUAUGCUCCAGCUCUAUGUCCAGAUUUGUAAAAUAGUGAUGCGCCACGCUCACCAGAUCGCCCUCCAACAUCACUUCCUAGCUGCCACGCCUCACUACGUCACCACACGCAAGGGUGUGUCCACACUUGCCAUCAUCCUGGGAACCUUCGCUGCUUGUUGGAUGCCAUUCACUGUCUACUCUCUGAUUGCAGACUACACCUACCCUCCUCUUUACACUUAUGCGACGCUGGUGCCUGCCACAUAUAACUCUGUCAUCAACCCCGUCAUCUAUGCUUUCAGGAACCAGGAGAUCCAGAAGGCCCUGUGGCUGGUGUGCUGCGGAUGUGUGCCCAGCAGUGUUGCCCACAGAGCAAGAACCCCUAGUGACGUGUGAGCCUAGAGCAGAGUGUUUGAGUGAGGCACCAGCUGUGCUCCUCACUGGCCCUACAGUGUCCCAGAGCAGGAGCAGCAGCACACUCGGGAAAGCAUCACGUCGCCAGGGCUGUAGCAGCACUUCUGACUAGAGGGAUGCCACUGGUUGAUGCAGCUUUGUUAAUUAUCAACCGCCCUACUGCGAGGAUGGUAUUGUGUUCUUUGUUUCACACAUCAUAAGGCAUGGUGUAUCACUGUCUUCCCCAGUGAUCGCGGCCUUCUCUGAGGCUGCUCCCUUUCGUGCAAUCUGUGCCACGCCCUUUUCCCCUCGAUUCUGCAGAGAGCCAGCGCGUCACAUGUUACAGGCAGCAGAUGUACAUAAAGCGUGCAUAUUUAACACCGAGGCCUGGGGUUGACGCGUAUUGUAUUUUCAGAUGGGGAGGGGGUUUUUGUUUUAUAAUGCAGUGAGUGCGUAAAGGCUGUCAAGAUGUUAAAUCCGUGCGUUGGAUACAGUGACAAACCAGAGCUCAUCCACAGCGGCUGAGAUUUCCACGGUAAAAAGCCUGUCUGGAGCAGCAUCCAGUCGCUCUGCUGCUGCACUCUGAACGUGCGUCGAAAGCUAAACAGCCGCGGAGAGCUAAAAAUAGACACGGCGCGCUCUGAUCCGCUCCCUGCGUCCUCCACAGACGCCGAGAAAGAAAUUAAGACGCUCUUUCUUCUCGGCUCUUCCUGCACAUCUUUAACCGUUUUCUAUGGCGUCUACGUCUUUUUGUUCAGAGAAUGCCUGAGAGGCUAUUGUCUGUGUCAAAACAAUGUCCAAUGGUUACCACUAUUUCCAAAUAACUAUUAAGCGUAAUUUAAGUAUAAUAACGUCACCCAACCGAAGUGCACGCUAGAUUCCAGUGAUUUGC
Molecule: messenger RNA, 2393 nt
Organism: Periophthalmus magnuspinnatus
Lineage: Eukaryota; Metazoa; Chordata; Actinopteri; Gobiiformes; Gobiidae
Gene: gpr12
Product: G protein-coupled receptor 12
Exons: 2
Coding region: 476-1504 (342 amino acids)
Biological process (GO): G protein-coupled receptor signaling pathway
Cellular component (GO): membrane
Molecular function (GO): G protein-coupled receptor activity
Source: RefSeq, a predicted model, not a curated record